AUGGCCGACAAGUCCAAGUUCGUUGAGUACAUUGAUGACGCCUUAGAAAAAUCAAAAGAAACGGCGCUUUCCCACUUAUUUUUCACCUACCAAGGGAUUCCUUACCCGGUUACCAUGUGCGCUUCAGAAACUUUCCGAGCUUUGGAUGCCUUUGAAGCCAGAGCUGAUGACAUCGUGCUGGCAUCCUACCCGAAGUGUGGUUCAAACUGGAUUCUCCACAUUGUCAGCGAAUUAGUAUUUGCCGUUUCUAAAAAGAAAUACACGUGUCCAGAAUUUCCAGUUCUUGAAUGUGGUGACGCAGAGAAAUAUCAGAGAAUGAAACUGUUUCCCUCACCAAGGAUUUUGACAACUCACCUCCACUAUGACAAACUACCUCAGUCUGUCUUCAAGAACAAAGCCAAGAUAUUGGUGAUAUUUCGAAACCCUAAGGAUACGGCAGUGUCUUUUUUCCGUUUUCAUAACGAUGUCCCUGAUAUUCCAAGCUAUGCCUCUUGGGAUGAAUUCUUCAGACAAUUCAUGAAGGGACAAGUUUCUUGGGGAAGCUAUUUUGAUUUUGCAAUUAACUGGAACAAGUAUAUUGACCAUGAAAAUGUUAAGUUCAUAUUAUAUGAAGACCUGAAAGAGAAUCUGGUUGAUGGUAUAAAAGAGAUCUCUGAAUUCCUUGGCUUCUCUUUAGCUGAUGAGCAAAUCCGAACUGUCUCAGUCCAGAGCACCUUCCAAGCCAUGCGAGAAAAUUCUCAGGAGUCCCAUGGUGCUAUUGGCCCCUUCCUGUUCCGCAAAGGUGAAGUUGGUGAUUGGAAAAAUUUAUUUAAUGAAACUCAGAACCAGGAAAUGGAUGAAAGAUUCAAAGACUGUUUAGCAGGCACAUCCCUCGGAGCCAAGCUGAAGUAUGAAUCACAUUGCCUAGCUUGAUUCUGGUCAAGUUGGCUGGCCUACACACUUUCUUUUCUCUAACAAUAACUGGGUUUAUAUAAUUAUAUAAUAACUCAUAUAAUUAUAUAAUAAUUCAAUCAAGUAGUCACAUAAUGGCAAUCAAGUAACAUGUAAUUCUGAAAAGUACAAAUGGUAACAGCUGUCGGUCAUU
Molecule: messenger RNA, 1084 nt
Organism: Onychomys torridus (southern grasshopper mouse)
Lineage: Eukaryota; Metazoa; Chordata; Mammalia; Rodentia; Cricetidae
Gene: Sult6b1
Product: sulfotransferase family 6B member 1
Exons: 7
Coding region: 1-912 (303 amino acids)
Biological process (GO): sulfation
Cellular component (GO): cytoplasm
Molecular function (GO): sulfotransferase activity
Source: RefSeq, a predicted model, not a curated record